Microthlaspi erraticum is the source of this 1056-nucleotide messenger RNA. The record is from the annotation of a GenBank genome assembly. NCBI's taxonomy places the organism in Eukaryota, Viridiplantae, Streptophyta, Magnoliopsida, Brassicales, Brassicaceae.
AUGACUCAUAAGAGCGGCAAAGCUUUGGCGUCACGACUCCUAGACGUUUGCAACAUUGACCAAAAGAACACGUUUUGCCAAACCACGUACCGUCACGCCCUUCUCUUGGCGCGUGACGAAAACGGUUGCAGCACACUCAAGAAAGCCAUAACAAUAGCUGAUGACAUCUUAAAAUCUGAUUUCCUCGAGCUAAUGGCGUUGCACGCUCACUUCCUAAGCGAGGACGCUUUAGGAAUCUCCUUAAUCGAACAUGUGCUUAACCUCGACUAUACACGGAAAGCCACAGAAGACGACACGCGCUUGCACGAGCUAUUCGCGGAGUUUGAUGAGAUACUCCCGACAUGUGACACGGUGGAGCUUCUUAACCUUGCCUCGAAGCUGACGUCAGAUUCUCGUCUCUUUUUGGAGUUUGUCAAAACAAAACGAGGCUUGCUCAUGGUUCAGAUCAUCCUUGGAAGAUCAGAAGAAGUCGACACAGUUUUUUGGGAGGCCAUCAGGCGAGGCUACACCGAUCUUGCAAUCACUUAUCACGGUCAUCGCAUCAUGUUACGGAUCAUAAACGUUUUCGAGAAAAGAGGAAACAAGAAUGUGUAUAAGCAAAUCCUACGCCUAGUUGGAUACAACGCUUUCUACCUAUCCAAACAACCUAUUAUGGGAAACGCAGCCGUACUACACGCCAUUAAUAUCCACAACUCGAGCUGUACGGAAUUCAUCGCUUGUGGGCUUCAAUGCCACUACAUUGAGCUUUCCUUUCUGAAUAAUGGGAGCAACAUUGUGGAGAAGCUCCUCGGUGAAGUUGACCAAGAUUUCAUGCUGCCUUUGAUUUUUAUGGUGAUGGAGAUUGUCAACUGUGAUGAAGAUACGUUGUUGGAGCCUCUUCUUGAUACCUUGCGUGGGUCUCGCGGAGAUAACAUUGCAGCUAUGAUCCUCCAGGCCAUCCAGUCUGACUCAGAUCAGUCAGACAAGUCUGAGUCAGAUCAAUCAGACCAAGACCAAGACCAAGACCAAGACCAGUCUGACCGGUCUGAGACAGACCUCAAGGAUCCAAUUUUUUAG